Messenger RNA from Raphanus sativus (radish), 1995 nucleotides. RefSeq lists its product as uncharacterized. The record is from RefSeq and is a predicted model, not a curated record. Gene Ontology annotation, molecular function: RNA binding. NCBI's taxonomy places the organism in Eukaryota, Viridiplantae, Streptophyta, Magnoliopsida, Brassicales, Brassicaceae. The coding region runs from base 159 to 1838 and encodes 559 amino acids. The transcript has 9 exons. Gene Ontology annotation, cellular component: RES complex; U2-type spliceosomal complex. Gene Ontology annotation, biological process: mRNA splicing, via spliceosome.
UCCCUAUUAACUGAUUUAAUUUCAGUUUCGCCAUUUGGGGAUCGAAAACCCUAAAGAAGAAGAAGAAGAAGAUCUCGCGGAGUAGGAACAUUCGAACUUUUGGGCUUCUGGUCUAUUCUCCGGUCAUCUCCGGCGUCAAUCCCCGAUAAGACUUGAAGAUGGCUGCUCCAAGAACAGGGGUGACAUCUAUGAAAGACUACUUGAAGAAGUAUGAGAGUAGUGAGGUUAUAGAACAGAAAAAGAAGAAGAAGAUGAAGAAGAAGAAGCCAUCCAAACCUGAACCCGCUGGUGUUUUAGUUGUCGAUGAAGAUCCUGUUUGGCAGAAGCAGAUUGAUCCCUUAGAGGAAGAUAAUGAAAAUGAUUCAGCUGAGGAAAGACCUGUGGUUGACGAGGAUAUUGAAGUUAAGAGAAUGAGGAGGUUGGAGGAAAUCAAGGCAAGGCGUGCUCAAAAUGCCAUUGCUGAGGAUGGGAGUGGCUGGGUGAGUUUAUCUUCAGACCGGGGCGGCCACAACGAAAGAUCUGAUGAUAUUUCUCCUCCAAGGAGACAGAGGACUCGCAACGACUCUCCAUCUCCUGAGCCUGGGCCUAGAGUUCCACUUCCUGAAACAGACAUGUCGCCACCACGUCGGAGAAAACGUCACUAUACACCUUCCCCUGAACCUAGCAGACAACAUGCCAAGCCUGUUAGUUUGGAUUCUGAUUUGACGCCACCUCGCAGAAGACGAGCCAGGAAUGAUUCACCUUCACCCGAACCUGAAGAUACAGCCCCCAAAAGUCUGGGUGAAGAUCUGUCUCCUCCUCGGAAGAGACGUGUCCAUCCUCCGUCGCCUGAAAGACGCAGAAAGCGUUCAGAUUCCGUUGAGUUGGACGGUGAUUUAUCUCCCCCUCGCAGGAAAAAGGAUUCACCUCUCUCAGAUGUUAACAAGACGAGCAAUGAUCUUUCUCCACCACGGAGAAGACGAUAUCAUUCUCCAUCACCCGAACCGGGUAGAAAGCCUUCAAGAUCUUUUGGCUCAAAUUCUGAUUUAUCUCCACCUCGCAGGAGUGUGAGUGUGAGUGUGAAGGGCUCCCGAGACUCAGAUCUUUCGCCUCAGAGAAAAACAGUGUCUAGGAGUUCCAAUUUUGAUAGCUCUCCCCCAAGGAGACCACGCAGAGAAUCACCACCUCCUCAAACAAGCAAGGAGCAACGGAAGACUGGGCUCAUUAGUGGCAAAGACAUUGGAAGUGAAUAUCGAAAGAAGAAGCAGGAUGAACAGUUGAGGUUUAAAAAUAUGGAUUCCGAGCUAACUGGUCAGAAUGCAGAAGCUGUCUUCCGUGAUAAGAUUACAGGAAAGCGUAUAUCGAAAGAAGAAUAUCUUCAAUCAAAGCAAAAGAAAGUGAUAGAGAAGCCAAAGGAGAUCAAAUUGGAAUGGGGACAAGGUUUAGCUCAGAAGCGGGAUGCUGAAGCUAGACUACAGGAACUUGAGCUUGAGAAGGAUAAGCCAUUUGCUCGGACCAGGGACGAUCCCGAGCUUGAUCUAAUGAUGAAAGAAAGAGUUAGAUGGGGAGAUCCAAUGGCUCAUUUGGUGAAGAAGAAGCAGCACGUGGCACCUCUUAUGGAUCUAGGGGACAACGAGGAGAUGCAAAAAUCUGGAUUUGUGAUACCACAAAGUAUCCCAAAGCACAGUUGGAUAACAAGAGGAUUAGAAGCUGCACCUAAUCGAUAUGGAAUCAAACCCGGUAGGCAUUGGGAUGGAGUUGACCGCAGUACUGGACAUGAGAAGGAUAUGUUCAAGAAGACGAGUGAGAAAAAAGCAACGGAAAGAGAAGCUUACCUUUGGUCUGUUUCUGAUAUGUGAUUCCCCAAAACUAAAUCAGAAUUUGUUGUUGGGCUAAAUGUGUGUUGGUUCAGGAUAUACCAUUUUAAACCGAGGAACUAUAGGUUUGUACUGGUUUUAUAGGUUAAGACAACGAGGAAUUCUGGUUAUUUUUAAAAUGCUAGAUAACGGUACACUA